This is a messenger RNA of Humulus lupulus (European hop), 1448 nucleotides long. RefSeq names its product fructose-1,6-bisphosphatase, chloroplastic-like. Bases 64 to 1326 code for a protein of 420 amino acids. Gene Ontology annotation, biological process: sucrose biosynthetic process; fructose 6-phosphate metabolic process; fructose metabolic process. The transcript is spliced from 4 exons. Gene Ontology annotation, cellular component: cytoplasm; cytosol. The record is from RefSeq and is a predicted model, not a curated record. Lineage: Eukaryota; Viridiplantae; Streptophyta; Magnoliopsida; Rosales; Cannabaceae. Gene Ontology annotation, molecular function: fructose 1,6-bisphosphate 1-phosphatase activity.
ACGGAACUGGAAGAAAGAUAAGCAAAAACACUCAGAAGAGAGAGCGAGAGUGUGUGUACGGACAUGAGAUCAUUCAUGGCUGGAACUGGAACGAUCCCAGCUUCGUCUUCUUCGCAUAUUCUCUUCUCUUCCACUUCGCAACUACGCCUCUCUCCUUCCCCUCUUCUUCGCUGGGGUGACCCAACCUACAACACAGCCUCCGCCGGCACUGUCCGAUGCCGAACGAAGCCGAGGCCUGCGGCGGUGGUGACUCCGUCGACGACGGAAACUGAUCUUAAAAGCCAAGGGAGCGAGAAACAUGAGUUCUACUCUAUCGAACACCUUACGACGUGGCUGUUGAAGCAAGAACAAAGCGGUAGCAUAGACGCCGAGCUCGCCAUCGUCCUCUCCAGCAUCUCCUUGGCCUGCAAACAGAUCGCUUCGCUGCUUCAGAGGUCUAGCAUUACUAACCUCACCGGUGCUCAUGGAACCAUUAAUAUCCAAGGCGAAGAUCAGAAGAAGCUCGAUGUUAUCUCGAAUGAGCUAUUUUGCAGUUGUUUAAGGUCUAGUGGCCGAACUGGAAUAAUAGCUUCAGAGGAGGAGGAUGUGCCUGUUGCAGUGGAAGAAACUUACUCUGGAAACUACAUUGUUGUGUUUGACCCCAUUGAUGGCUCUGCCAAUAUUGAUACUGCCUUAACUACUGGCUCUAUCUUUGGCAUAUACGGCCCGGACAAGCAAUGCCUUGUUGAUCUUGAUGAUGACUCCCCGCUAGAUGAAGCUAAAGAGAGGUGCAUCGUUAGCGUUUGCCAGCCAGGUAGCAACUUGUUAGCAGCUGGAUAUUGCCUGUAUUCAAGCUCAAUUGUAUUCACUCUUUCUAUAGGGAAAGGAGUAUUUGCUUUCACCAUGGAUCCUACUUAUGGUGAAUUUGUUUUGACACAUGAAAAUAUUCAGAUUCCCAAAACUGGGAAAACUUAUUCAUUCAAUGAAGGAAAUUAUGACCUUUGGGAUGAAAAGCUAAAGAACUAUCUCGACCACCUUAGGCAGCCUGGUCCCACUGGCAAGUCCUAUUCUGGCCGUUAUAUAGGCUGCCUGGUUGGUGAAAUUCAUAGAAUGUUGCUUCGUGGUGGAAUCUAUGGGAACCCCGAUAACAAGUAUAGCAAAAAUGGGAACUUAAGGCUUCUGUACGAAUGUGCACCGAUGAGCUACCUUGUAGAACAAGCAGGUGGGAAAGCUACAGAUGGUCAACAAAGAAUUCUUGAUAUCAUGCCAUUGGAGGUGCACCAGCGCACACCAAUUUUCAUUGGAAGCGCAGAGGAAGUGGAAAAAUUAGAGAAGUAUUUGGCCUGAGAAAAAUUUGGUUUUAUUUUGUUUUUCAAACUAUUGCAGUUGAUUUUUUUCAUUUUCUUGCAAGUAUAUAUAUUACAUUUUUCAUUCCUAUUAUUAAGACAUGCUUUCAUAUUCGAUUAUAA